AUGUCGCUCAGCAUUGCGCAGAAGAGGGCCGUGCUGCCCGCCCAGGCAGCUCGGGCGGUCCUCCUCUCUGCUGGCCGUCUGCCCCUCAUCGGCGCCGUUGUCCUCACGCAGCAAGCAUCAAGAACCUCGCUGUUGACGACAACGACUACGCCAACAUAUUUGAGUCGAAGACCCUUUCACAUAACCCCUCGCAAUGCCCUCCCCAGCGGCAACUCCAUGCCCCCCGUGUACUUCGGCAAGCAGCAGUCACUGCCGAUGAACACCAUCAUCCGGUUUGUGCCGCAGCAGACAGCAUGGAUCGUCGAGCGCAUGGGCAAGUUCAACCGGAUCUUGCAGCCUGGCCUGGCAUUCUUGAUUCCAUUUAUCGAUCGGAUCGCGUAUGUCAAGAGCCUGAAGGAGGUGGCGAUUGAGAUUCCGUCUCAGAGCGCCAUUACCGCAGACAAUGUCACUCUGGAGCUGGAUGGUGUACUGUAUACUCGGGUGUUUGACGCUUACAAGGCGAGCUAUGGCGUCGAAGACGCCGAAUACGCCAUCUCCCAGCUCGCACAAACCACCAUGCGCAGCGAAAUCGGCCAACUCACGCUUGAUCACGUCCUCAAAGAGCGCCAAGCCCUCAACACCAACAUCACGGCCGCAAUCAACGAAGCCGCCCAAGCCUGGGGCGUGACCUGCUUGCGCUACGAAAUCCGCGACAUUCACGCGCCCAAGGGCGUCGUCGAGGCCAUGCAUAGACAAGUGACCGCCGAGCGCUCCAAGCGCGCGGAGAUUCUUGAGUCCGAAGGCCAGAGGCAGAGCGCAAUCAAUAUUGCGGAGGGUAAAAAGCAGAGCCGAAUCCUGGCGUCGGAGGCCGAGAUGGCGGAGAAGAUUAAUCGCGCGAGGGGUGAGGCUGAGGCAAUUCGGCUUAAGGCUGAGGCGACGGCUGUCGGCAUCGAGAUGGUUGCGCGCGCGAUUAGGGAUGGUAAGGAUGCUGCUCAGGGUGCCGUCAGCCUGUCGGUGGCUGAGAAGUAUGUUGACGCCUUCGGCAAGCUGGCGAAGGAGGGCACUGCGGUCGUCGUGCCUGGGAAUGUGGGAGAUAUUGGCGGCAUGAUUGCCACCGCCCUUAGUGUUUAUGGGCGUGUGGGCGAUGCGCAAGCGAGGAGUAUGGCGAAGGAGAUCUUGGAGAAGAAUCAGAUCAUUGAGGCUGAAGGCAAAGACGAGAAGACCAAGGAGGUUGUCCCAAGACAGAAGGACGGGGUGACGGAUAAGUAUGAGAGAGGGGAUAUUUAG
Molecule: messenger RNA, 1266 nt
Organism: Thermochaetoides thermophila DSM 1495
Lineage: Eukaryota; Fungi; Ascomycota; Sordariomycetes; Sordariales; Chaetomiaceae
Product: prohibitin-like protein
Exons: 2
Coding region: 1-1266 (421 amino acids)
Cellular component (GO): membrane
Source: RefSeq, a predicted model, not a curated record